This is a messenger RNA of Dreissena polymorpha, 1456 nucleotides long. RefSeq names its product procathepsin L-like. Bases 176 to 1249 code for a protein of 357 amino acids. Gene Ontology annotation, molecular function: cysteine-type endopeptidase activity. Gene Ontology annotation, cellular component: lysosome. Lineage: Eukaryota; Metazoa; Mollusca; Bivalvia; Myida; Dreissenidae. The record is from RefSeq and is a predicted model, not a curated record. The transcript has 9 exons. Gene Ontology annotation, biological process: immune response.
GGUGAUUAAGACAAUUGUAUUAAUGGGUGCUAUUCAAUAUAGAAACAUAUCUUCCGCCCUGUUGUUAUAUUUAUUAUCCGGGUAGGUAAGCAGCAGUACACAUGCAAGCGUUUCUCUCAUUUACAAGAGACAAUUUGUGAUUGUACAAGUGUUGGUACAUUAACGGCAAACGAAGAUGGUUCUGCUGCUGGCCACCCUCUUGUUGUUAGCGAUGGCUGCGCAUUCAUUUUCGAAUGUGGUGUCAUAUGAUGGCGUCAUUCAGAUUGGUGCAUACAACAUGAGCCUCCCGACCGACAAAUUGUUUCAACUGUUCAAAGAUAAAACUGGCAGUUCUUCCCCAGACCUCAUCGAGUACACAUCGCUGAAUAAGCAUUUUAAGUAUAAACGUUUUGCUGAAGAGGAGAAAAGACGUCAUAUUUUCGCUGACAACGUCAGGUACAUCAACAAACACAACGCCAAAUAUGCAAGCGGAGAGUCGACGUUCUAUCUUGGGAUCAACCAGUUUACAGACAUGAGCUAUCAAGAAUUUGCUGAAAACUAUGCCAAUCUUCAAAACCAAGAUACUUGGAAAGGAAAUGCGUCCAUUUUUCUUCCGCCAGAAAAUUAUAGAGCGCCAUCUUCCGUUGAUUGGAGACAAAAGGGAUAUGUGACGCAAGUCAAGGACCAAGGACCUUGCGGUUCGGGCUGGGCAUUCAGUGCUACUGGUGCCAUCGAAGGUCAGUUUGCCUGGCAGACUGGGACACUUGUCUCACUGAGUGAACAACAACUCAUUGACUGCUCUUCUAGAUCGUAUGGAAACUAUGGAUGUAGAGGAGGAUCCCCUGGUGGAACUUUUCAGUAUGUCCGCGAUCAAGAGGGCAUAGAAAGCGAGCCGGACUAUCCAUACAGGACAAUGCCCUUCCCCUGUUCAUUUACCAAGAGCAAGGUAAGGGCAACUGUUCGUGAAUACUUUAUCGUCAAGCCUGACGAAAACAGCCUGGAGACCGCCACUGCCUCAGAGGGCCCUAUCUCAGCGUCCAUCAAAGUAAAUAGGAAGUUCCAGUUAUAUAAGGGAGGUGUCUUCAGCGACUGUUCAGGCGAAACGAGCUGGAACCACGCCGUGCUAGUUGUGGGCUAUACAUCGAUUCCCAACGUCUGGCUCGUGAAGAACUCCUAUGGCUCAGACUGGGGUGAAGAGGGCUACAUAACGAUGUGGAAAGGUUGGAACGUGUGCGACAUUGCAUCUAAGGCCGUCUUUCCACGUGUGUGAACGGAACAUUUCAUUUUCUUUAUGAAUAACGCUAAAAGCGAUAUCUGAGCAAAUCAAGGCAAACGGUAUAACCGCACUGCACUGAGUUGGUAUAAAUUUUGUUUAACAAAGAAACCGUCUUUUUAAUAAGAAUAUGAAUUUUAUUGACUUUGUCCUCAUUAACAAACACUGUAACCAACAAUUUAUUCAAGAAAACAUAUUAUACUA